This is a messenger RNA of Aspergillus candidus, 1473 nucleotides long. RefSeq lists its product as uncharacterized. The record is from RefSeq and is a predicted model, not a curated record. NCBI's taxonomy places the organism in Eukaryota, Fungi, Ascomycota, Eurotiomycetes, Eurotiales, Aspergillaceae. The transcript is spliced from 4 exons. Bases 1 to 1473 code for a protein of 490 amino acids.
AUGGCUACAAUUACAGACAAGCAUCCCCAAACAACAUCUACAGCUAUCCUCCACUCACAGCAAGCGCCGACCAGACGCCCACGGGCACUUACCAUCCCUCUACCGGAAGGCAGAAAUGAAACUCAGGUAAUUCAAAAAGUGAUAGCUCAUCAGCAGCCAGAACCGCCUACUAGUUUUAUGGGAAAUAUCUUUCAACGUAAUCAGAAAGCAAAGUGUGAACCCAGCAUCUCAUUCGUUGUCACGACGGUGGUCCAACAGACAUACGAUCAACAACAGUCGCCUUUAUGUCGUAUUCCAUACGAUGUCCGGCUGAAGAUCUGGGAAGAUUGUUUAAGUGGCUACCGCUGGCAUAUCGGUUGCGAGCCUACCAAACUCCGACUUUUGGGUCUCGAAUGCAAUGGUUGUCAUCUGUCGACGGACCUUCACCGCCGAAUCGAUCCGGAUAUGAAUGGGCGAACUCUGAGAAGCAGGCUGAAGGCCGUUGGCCGGCUGUCAUUGCUGCAAGUGUGUCGGAUGGUGUACUCUGAGACUGUCCCUCUACUAUACAAAGACAACGUCUUCGACUUUAAUGAUAUCAAAGACGUGAGAUCGAUGUCGUACUCGGUGCCCUCGUCACGGUUUAAUCUCAUUCGCACUUUAAAAUUGGAUUGGACGAUCACAAGAAUGUCCCGACGAGAUCCAUGCAAAGCCUUACUUUGCCAAUACAACUUUUGGGUGAACGACUGUGCGGUUCUGGCAAAUAUGAAGGGUCUGACCGAGUUGUAUCUGUGUCUUCACGGACAGCAGUUCAAACAACAAGGCAGCGAGCUGGAUGCUGUAUUUUCACCGUUGGGCAUGAUUCCAGCUAAGAUGUUUGAAUUGUGGCUGCCGGAUACUACCAGAUGGGAAGAAGAAGACAUCCCGUCUGAGCUAUCUUCUCGACCGACAUUCAAAAUCCGCUUACUUCCCUAUGAUAAUUGGUUUUCCAGUCUAAAGACAACCCGUAUAUCUGUACCUCUUUGGCUGAUGGGGGCUGAGAUCCAUGCCGACGGCUAUGGCACAGGUGGAGCAAUCAAUACUAUCUACAUCAAGCGUCUCAAUGAUGCCAUGGAGGACAAUGACCCGUUGAGAACGGACAAUCCCACCGAAUAUCUUUUUCUUGGGAAUACCAGGCCAAUCUCCGAUCCCACCGUUCGCACGCCCUGGACACGCGACAUACGCUACACUGUAUACCGUAACAUGGAGUCAGUCCAAGACGAGUCCCCCAACGCAACCAAUGACCAGAUCAGGGCACUACUGGCCAGGGUCGAGCGAGAUCCCGCUAUCCCCGACAAUCCUGAGACUGAAGUAACUAUCUGCCGAGAGCUGGGCAGACUGGUCACGCAGCACACGACAAACUCGGAAGGCAUGGGCGUUGAACAAAUCACCAGGAUUGUCGUCGAUUCUUUGAUGGCUGUCGAAUCUGAGACCGGGUACGCCGCAGUCUUGGGCUAG